Podarcis lilfordi (Lilford's wall lizard) is the source of this 8039-nucleotide messenger RNA. The record is from the annotation of a GenBank genome assembly. Lineage: Eukaryota; Metazoa; Chordata; Lepidosauria; Squamata; Lacertidae.
AUGCAACCAGGCUCCGAAGCGGACGGUCGGGUUCGCUGCACCGUAGCGAUCGAGCACCUGGGUGCUGCAGCAGCCCCGAAUCGUGCGCUUCUCCGCGAUGCUUGGGUCACGCUGGGCCGGGACGAGUUCCAGGAGCUGGUUCUGCAAGUGGCCAGCGCCGGCGGUCCGGGGCGCCCCCAGAACUUCCCCCUGCGGCGGGGUGAAGUGCGGCUGUUCACACGCUUCGUGAAGGAGGGGAAGAGCUCGGUGCAGCUCGGUGCAAACCACAAUCACGUGCAGCUGCUGCUCUCUAAUUGUCCUCCGGAUCGGCUGCGCCGCUUCGUCCACACGCUGCGCAUCAAGCACGCAGCCGCCCAGAGGGUGACCAAGCCUGUGGCCGAGCGAACGCGGCUUCUCGCUGGCCUACCGCGGACGUUCGACACGGUGAGCCCGGUGCAGACUCGCGACUUGCAGCAGGCGAGCGCCCGGCAGGCUCUGACUGACGUGACAAGCACCCCGCGGAAAGGUCAGCCCUUACGCUGCGCGUCUCGGAAGCGGAUCCGAAGUGAGUCCAUCGAUGGGAUACAGGUGAGCCGGCUUCUGCCGGGAAGCAUGAUCUAGCUGGAAGCUGCCCAUAACAAAAGGAUCUCUGGCCGUCCAGGUAUUGUUGGACUCCAACCCCCAUCACCCAUGGUCUGGCAGUGCUGGCUGGGACUGCUGGGAGUUGGAGUCCAAGGAUACCCGGAGGUUCCCCAUCCUUGGCAUAAGAGUGGUGGCUAGUUUCUGAAAAGUGGACAUACUCACCUGCUAAUCCCAUAUGCUGAAGUUGUGGUUAUGCAAAGUGACAGAUUCAUGCACUCCUUAAGCACUUCAGAAACUCACUUAGCAAGUUCCAUAACUGAGGCCACCACAGAGUAGGCCCUUUCUCCAAUGCAUGCUGGUCUUACUGGCGGAUACCUGAGCAGAACUUCCAUAGUAGUAUGGGCAAGGUCAAAUUAUUAUUUUAUUUGAACGUAAGGCUUCUUUGGUCCUAUUGAAAUUCAAAGAACUAUCCCUCUGGAUAAGAGAGGCAUUCUCCUUUCUGGCUGCUGUAAUCAAGAGAGAUGGGAUGGAAAAUUCUCAUGAGCACUUUGGAUUCAGAGGAGUUUGCCUUUUGGGGAUUGUAUUAAGUUCUGUUAUGCAGGCAGAAUGUCAUAGGCUCAACCCACAUAAUCUCCAGGUGGGGCUAAAAACACCCCUGUCUGAAGCUGCUCCCAGUCAGUGGAUACAGUACUGAACAAGAUGAGCCACUGGUCUGACUCAGCAUAAGGCAGGUUUCUGUGCUCUUUUCAGGGGGCUGAAAAGCAGCAGGUGAAGAAGACUUGGUCCAUGUGCUCCCGAGCAAAACUCUCCCAGGAACAGUCAAUGGUGUUGAAUGCAGUUCUGAGUGGGAAGAAUGUUUUCUUCACAGGCAGUGCUGGUGAGAGAAGAGGGUCAAGGAGGGUCUAUGUGUUUGCAGGUUAGAGGUUGUAGUGGCUUCAUCUACUAUAGUGGGAAUCUUGCAUUCCUUCCACUGAACAAACCUGGGAUUUAAGGUAUGUAAAGUUGGUGAUUCUGAUGUCUCUCCUUUUUGGGGUAGUGGCAUGGGGCAUGUGGAGAUUUAUGAGAGGCAGAUACCAUUGAGUCGACUUUGAUUUACAAUCUAGGUGUCACUUCUAAAACUGAUCAAGUUUUGCAUCUGCCUCUUGCCAUUUAAAUGGUUCUGCUUUGAAGGGAAGUAUGAAUGGUGCUGAAGUAAUUGUAAAACUGAAAUUUAGAUUGUGUGCCUCUAAAUACAAGGGCUCUCUCUGUAGGGACUGGGAAAUCCUACCUGCUGAAAAAGAUCAUAGCCUCGCUGCCUCCAAACAGCACUUACGCCACAGCCAGCACAGGGGUGGCAGCAUGUCAGAUUGGUGGCACUACUCUCCAUGCCUUUGCAGGUAACUGGGAUCCUGGGAAAGGAGGGAAGCAGAAAAGAGCCUAGUGAUGGGUUACUGUUGACAUACUCUUUCCCCUCUCCUUUGAUAGGUAUCGGGUCAGGAAAGGCCUCCCUACAUCAGUGCAUUGAGCUGGCUCAGAGACCCGGAAUUCGGCAGCAAUGGCUGAACAGCCGCCAUCUGAUCAUAGAUGAAAUCUCUAUGGUGGAGGGGGAUUUCUUUGAUAAACUGGAGGCAGUAGCUAGGUGGGUGGAGUCUUCCUUUUAGGGGAUAUUGCUGCACUUGCAUUAAUCCUGUGUGUACAUGCCUUUGGGGAGGGUAUUAAUAGGGCAGAAGACAAAACAUUGCAUAGUUGUUCUAAAGUUUUGCCUAAGCAGGCACUUGAUGCAAUUCUGCAGCAAACAGUCUCACACUUACAGCUUUGGCCGUGUAUUCUCUUCAGUCCCACAUCUAGUUUUGGUAACGCUGUGGCCAGUGUCCACCCAGAGCCACCAGUCAGCAUUGCCAUCUCUGUGCUUCAGUCCUGUCUGUUUCCCAUGCUCCUGUCCAUGCACAAUAGUUUUAAAAUGACUCCUUAAGUAUAACGUGGUCCUAGAAGGGGGGUUUGCAGCCACAGAGAGAAGCAGAACUGAAUUAUAUUUGUUACUCUGUCUUAGCGUAUGCAGAGCAUGUGUAAGUGUUGCAAGGGAAACAGGAACAGGGAAUCUUCCAGAUGCAAUUGGAUUACAAUUUCCAUCAGUCCCAAGCAGCAUGACCAACAGCCAGGCAUCAUGGGAACUGCAGUAGAACAACAUCUGGAGGGCCACAGGCUUCCCAUCCUUGGUCUAGGGUAUUGCAUUUCUUUUCUCUUGGACCAGAAUAAAAUCAGCUCCCUGAAGGUGUCUCCAUUCUCUUUUGGUAGAGCGGUCAGGAAAUGUGAGGAUCCAUUUGGAGGAAUCCAACUCAUCGUAUGUGGAGACUUCUUGCAGCUGCCUCCUGUCAGCAAAUCCUCCGAGCAGCCCAGGUUCUGUUUCCAGGUGUGCUGCUGUUGCUCUUUGUCACUGCAUGCUCUUGUCACAGGACGAGCUAUAAUUUGAUCAAAGGGUUUCCUUCACAGGCAAAGAGCUGGCGCAAGUGUAUCCACCUGAACAUGGAGCUGACAGAGGUGCGGAGGCAGACUGACAGGGACUUCAUUUCUCUUCUGCAUACUGUCCGCCUGGGCAGGUGAGAUGCCAUCGUCCCCCAGCAGAAUAUCUGGCUGGGGAGAUUCUAAUCUCUUGGGGUGGAAGUCCUAUGUCUAGAGAGACAUCACCAAACAUUUGAAUGCUGAUAUAGCUGCUUCUAUCAAGUUGGCUGGCCUGCUCCAAUACUUCCUUUAAACUCAUUGCACUGUUUGAAAUUUGGGUCAAGUACUCUUUGAGGAACCAUGGAGAAAUGCUGGGAGACACUGGGUUUGGAGGAAUGGGGAAUUUAGAGGUACUGUGCUUGCUGGGGUAUUCCUUCACCUGCAAGCAUCCUUGCUCAUAUACUAGCGAUGCAGAGUUGAUCUCCAUGUUUUGGUGCUGGUUACGGCCUCAUGUUCUCAUGGAAAGUAAUUUGAAUGGGUGCAGUAGCAAGCUUGAUAGUUCUUCUUGGUCUUCAAUGUUUCUCAUCAGAUACAAAUGUCUUCUUAAUUUUAAUUGUCCCCAUUCAGAUGCACAGAGGAGGUUACCAGACAGCUAACUCUAACAGCUACCCAUCGGGUGGAGAAAGAUGGAAUCUUGGCUACCCGGUUGUGCACGCACAAGGAUGAUGUGGAGCUCACAAAUGCUAGAAGGCUGGAUGAGUUGCCUGGUGAGAAUGCUGCAAUGACUCCAACUGUGACAAGUAGCCCUUUCCUUUUAGAGACAGACUUUCAGCUAAGAGCUGGGAACCAACCCUUGGGAACUUGCCCUGCCCCUCUUCUUUCUGAAUAAAACAACAUGAGACCAUUAUAAAAUUAGGCAAUACAUCCUACUGACACUAAUAGUUAAGUUUUCCAGUCCUGAUAUUCUUGCCACUGCUUUUUGAUAGGUGAAUACAAGGACACAUUUAUUUAUUUUAUAAUAUUUUCUUCUGUUGCUGAUAUCUGCAGAAGUGGGAAACAUAUUAUGAUAUGUAUUGUAUGGAAUUCUGGAAUUUUACAGAAUUAUGCUUUCAGAAUAGUGUGCAGAGCCUAAUACUUGGAGCUCACAACACCUGGGGCUGUGGAAGGAUGAAACAGAGCCCCCUACAUGCAGCUCAGCUAUUGGGGAGUAACCCUUUCAAAACACAUCAGGCAGGAGGGAUGCAAGUUUUUUACAUCUUGUCUGUCUUCUAGGAGAACGAAGGUCCUUCAAGGCAGUGGAUAGUGACCCUGUACUGGUGAAAACUCUUGAUGCACAGUGUCCAGUAAGCAGCAACAUUGAACUUAAGCAAGGUGCCCAGGUGAGCAUUGCCCAAGCGAGAGGCGGUUCUUUAGUAGGCAAUGGAAUUUUGCUUUUUUUUGUGGGGGGAAAGGUUUUUAUGUUAUCUGCUUCUCACACUAGCGCCACAGUCCUGUAUUCUUCACCUUUCCCAUGGGGUCUCACAAAAGGGGUCCCCAACCCUAGGAUACUGGAGUCCUCUUGAUGCAGAAUAUGACAGCAUAAAGUGUUACAGGUAAAUGCUGGCUGGAUCUUACAGGAGCAGGCAAGCAGAGUAAUUGUAAAAUGAAUGGUUUCUAUAACAAAUAUCUAUUAUAUAGUUUGUCUGAGGGAGUCAUGGUGGCACUUACAGGUAAUUGUUGACUGUAGCUUGGAAUGUCAGAGCUAUAGGCUUGGACACAUCUGCAAACUAUUUAUAUGUGCUCAGUAUUUCACCUGCUGAGCAAUUCAAUUACUCCUUGCAUUCUAUUAAUACUGAUUUCUCUCUUACAAAUGCGUGACUGGCUAGCACUGAUUAUAGCUUCGCAGGAAUUGUUACCUGCACUGCCAUGGCUAGGUUGGACAGAUCUUUACAUGACAGAACCUAGAGUAUCAGCUGAGUGAAAUGAUACUCUUAUGGACCCUAGUGGCUACCAUUUGCUUUAUUUGAGCUGGUUGUGCACUGCUUUCGAUAACUUUUAAACCUUAAAACUGGGAAGUCAGGCCAUGCCAAAUGCCACAGAGUCCUUGACUUUUAAGAGCUGCACCCAGCUAUUAAAUAUGGGUGGCAAAUCUGUGAUGCUGUUUAACGGUGAUUGUAUUGUAAUAUUAAAGUUUAACUGAGACCAGUUACCAUUUUCAACACAUUAUUCACUUUAUUAGAUGGAUUACUGGGUUUUUUCUGGUCUCAUAUGUAUGUAUUGAAUAUUUGACUGUUCGUUUGGUUAUCUACCUUGUGUGCUGCCUUCUUGAAAAGCAGGGUAAGUGUAUACAGUGAAUAACAUCCAAACAAGUAUGAGGCUUUCCCUACCCGAGGAACAGGGUGGGGACAUUCUUGUUUGUUUUCAGUGGCAGUUCUUGAGACUCUACUGUUAAUGCUGACUAUGUACAAUAAAGUCGACUGACUGGACAGGUGAAAGCUAGGGUGUUUUUCUUCAUUAGUAAUUUUUACAUUCUUUCACUAGGUGAUGCUUACUAAGAAUCUUGAUGUGUCCCAAGGUCUUGUGAAUGGGGCUCGUGGAGUCGUGAUUGGAUUUGAAACAGAAGGAAAAGGUUAGUUUCUGACAGGUGCACUUAUCACCCAUGACUGGGUGUUCUUCGGACUGUGUCUGAACUCUUCUAGAUUCACAAUGAAACUUUGGUGGGUGCCUCUGCACUGUGCCAGAGGUGGAGGAUUUUUUGAGACAUAGUUGCUGUUCUUUGCCAUCCAGUUUUUUGUACAUGAGCUGCUAUUCUAUUGGCGUCCCAUUUGCAAGAACUCAAGUGGAUGAGUUCUAGGCUGCCUUGCAGUAUCUCCUUAAAAACAAUAGAUAUUUGGGAGGUUACCUGCCCCUGACUCCUGGGCAUAGGAGAUCAAAGUUCUGACUUGGCUCUCUUUCUACAGGGCUACCGAAAGUGAGAUUUCUGUGUGGUGUCACUAAUGUUGUUGGGUUGGAACGAUGGGUUUUUAAGGGACCAGCAGGAAUUUAUCUGAGUCGCCAGCAGCUGCCGCUGAAACUUGCCUGGGCCAUUUCCAUCCACAAGAGCCAGGUUAGUGAUACAUUGUGUGAUAUUCUGUACAAGAACUCAAGACAGUAAAAAUGGUCCAUAAUGGGACCUCUUUAAGGAACUUGUGUUUAUCUAGGUUUAUCUGUACUAAAGCUCCCACCAAAUGUUGGAUGUUACCAGUUGGACCCCACAUCUAUGCAGAAUCUGUAAGAAUCUGCUUAUUUGUCUUCUUUUGCCCCAAUUAAUUAUAAGUCAGUGGAAUCUAGGCAGACCAAUCCUGUAGACCAAUCAAACUCAAGCUGUUUUCCUUGCAACAUGUGGCUGUUCUAGAAAAUCGAAAAUCUCGAAAAUCGAAAAUCACACCACCCUGCAAACAAAAUUAUAAAGGGUGAGGGAACUGUGGAAAUGUUGUUCGGCAGUGUUAAUUCUUCCUAUUUGCCUGGUACCCAUUUUGUGGAAUCAAACAUCAUACAUAAAAUAUAUAGGUACUUUACUGUACUGGGGGUGCACAUACUUAUCAGACUAGGGAGUAUCUGCUUCCUGACUUUUUCUCUUUUACUAGGGUAUGUCUCUGGACUGCGUUGAGAUUUCCUUGGCUCGUGUUUUUGAAUUUGGCCAGGCUUAUGUAGCACUUUCUCGAGCACGUAGCCUUGCAGGUCUUCGUGUUCUGGAUUUUGAUUCCAAGGUAGUGAGAGCCAAUCCAUACGUGUUGCAGUUCUACAGACACUUGAAGAGAGACAAAUUUCUAACCCAGGUAAAGUGAUAAUCUGCCACUAGGCUACCAUAACCAUCUGCAGCCUAGAUACAGUGGUGCCUCGCAAGACGAAAAGAAUCCGUUCUGGGAGUCUCUUCGUCUAGCGGUUUUUUCGUCUUGCGAAGCAAGCCCAUUGAUGGGAUUAGCGGAUUAGCGCUAUUAGCGCUAUUAGCGGCUUUUAGCGGCUUUUAGCAGCUUAUCAGCUUAUCUGAUAAGCAGAUAAGCGGCUUAGCGACUUAGAAAAAGAGGGGGAAAAGGAAAAAAAAACCCAGGAACUCGCAAGACAUUUUCGUCUUGCGAAGCAAGCCCAUAGCAGAUUCGUUUUGCGAGGCACCUCCAAAACGGAAAACUCUUUCGUCUAGCGAGUUUUCCGUCUUGCGAGGCAUUCGUCUUGCGGGGCACCACUGUAUUCUGAUUUUGUGUUGUAUAAACUGCAAAGGGAGGAGGGUGGGAGAAAGGGCAAUAUAGGAGCCUGGAACAAGGGCCACAGGUGACUAAGGGCAUUGUGAAUUAGGGAUAUCUGGCCACCAUUCCUCUGUAACCCUGAAAUAGACACAAUGCUCUUGAGUCAGCAGCCCUAAUCUGUCUGCAGCCCUAAUUGCAAAAUGUAUCUUCCCUACAUUUCCCUCUCCGAAGAAGAAUAUACUGUUACAAGCCCAUACUUUAUUAAAGAAAAAAGUAGUGGAAGGUCAUAGUGAAUCCUUGCCCCUUCCUUCCAUAUGGCAGAAAUGUCCCCCCCCCCCCAGGAUCACAGUGGCGGAGCAAGCUGAUUGGGCACCUGGGGAGGCACACAUGCCCUGUGCCCAGGGGCGGGGCCACCCAAGCCGGGGCAGGACGCUCUGUGGGGCCUCCGAGGAGUCUGCCUGCCUCCUCCCACUCAGCCGCCCUACAGCUGAGGGAGAGGCGUCGGGUGGAUCGUUUGGGGCAGUGUGGAGCCUGCUGGCACCCAAGCCAUUGUGUUACUCCCAGGAGAGACGCAUGGCUCAGGCGCGAUGCGGGCCCCACGGUGAGUGCCGCCCUGCAUUUUGUCACCCCCCUCAGUGGCGACACCUGGGGCGGCCCACCCCCACCACACACCCCUUCUUCCUCCACCCCUAGGGGAUCAUACAAAGUGUGAGUAGCUGUGUAUAACUUGUUACUUUUGUUCUUUAGGCUUUGCUGCACUCCUCUAUUCAAGCUAAUAAAGAAAAUGAAGAAGCUGCCUGAACUUGACAUACUUUUAUUGCUCCUUGUACUUUUAUUGAAUCUACACCACUAAGUGGG